CAAAAGGGUAUACUUUUCUCAAUAACUAUCAUUUCCCCUUUACUUCUUUUACUUUUUUUCAUUCAUUCCCAAAUCCCACUACAUCACAUAGCUUCUCCUCUCACCCUUAUAAUUCUCUUCUCAAUUAUGGGGCGGCACCCAUGCCCGUUCCCACUUACACUUACUCUUCUUAUUCUGAUUAUACUAUCCAUUUACACAAUACACAAGGAUCCGGAAACACUCAAUUCAGGUCAAGUUUUUAAACGGAGGAAGCUAAUCGGGCCAGGAUCAUGGCCACCUUCAUGUAGAUCCAAGUGUGGGAGUUGCACACCGUGUAAAGCAGUACACGUGCCGAUUCAACCUGGUGUAAGCGUGCCAUUAGAGUAUUAUCCUGAAGCUUGGCGUUGUAAGUGUGGGAAUCACUUGUACAUGCCUUAGCUUAUUAAUUAAUUCUAAACCAUUUCUUUUUUUUUUUUUUUUUUUUUGCUAGGAAUUUAGUAGUUUUUAUCGAUGUAACAUAAUUCGCUUUUUUAUUUAAUUUGCAAGGAGAUUAAUCAAUCAUAUUGAUCUUAUUGUUAAUUAAUUAAUAUUAUUAUUAUUAUUAUUAUUAUUAUUAGAAGUGUUAUUGUUAUUAUAAUUAUAUUAAUUAUAAUUAUAAUUAUGUAACUAGCUAGUUUGUAGAAGAGAAAUAAAUUAGUAUUGUGUACUCAAAAUUUGAUGAUGAAACAAAAUCAGGAGUGCAAUUAAUGUUAUAUAUUUUCUCUUUCUCUUUGGUUUGUUUGUUAUACAGUAGAGUACUCUUAGUACAGCUGCUACAGUAUUUAUUU
Molecule: messenger RNA, 806 nt
Organism: Amaranthus tricolor (Joseph's coat)
Lineage: Eukaryota; Viridiplantae; Streptophyta; Magnoliopsida; Caryophyllales; Amaranthaceae
Product: EPIDERMAL PATTERNING FACTOR-like protein 5
Exons: 1
Coding region: 127-417 (96 amino acids)
Biological process (GO): stomatal complex development; guard cell differentiation
Source: RefSeq, a predicted model, not a curated record